AAUGAAGAAACGGUAUCUAGAUUUUACCUCAUCAAAGUUAAGUCUAUGUAUAUUCUAUUGUCACUGUCACAAGUAAAUCUCUGUAUACAUAAGAUAACGAUACGGGUUCAAAGAAAAGACAAAAUUUUUCGGGUUAGAGGUAAUAAAAUAUAAUUGAUGUUCAAAUGUAUAUAAAAAUGUAUAAUGUUUGGUAAGUUUGGGAAAGUUUGGUAAAAAAAAGCAUAUAAAAAAAAAUAAACAUAAUGUUAUAUUUACAAGAUAGAGAGAAGCUUCGUAUUUCAAACAACUGUUUGAUCGAUAUCUUCAUACCCAACGAAGAGGUUAACAGUAUCAAAGUUACUUAUCUUGUUAGAAGAAAAUAAGCUCUAUUACGUUUUAGUAGCUACAAUUAUAAAUGAGAAAUCAUGCCGCCAAAGAAGCGAAAGAAGGAUGUUAAACAAAUGUCUAUAGAGCAAUUACCACCGGUAGAACCAGAUAUUCCCGAGGUAAUAGAAACGGAAGAGGCACCAAAGCCAUUAAUAUCAAUAGUAACAGGGGAACCAUUUGGUCCUCGAGUUCGUUACAUUAGCGAAAAGGAAGAAGGAGAAAGUUCAGACGAUGAGCCAGAAUCUGAAAGCGACGAUGAACUUAAACUCUUGAAAGAUGAACUACCGGAAGUGCCCUCAGAAUUUUGGCAUAUACAAAAGCUUAUCAGAUACAUGAAAGCAGGCAAUCAAACAGCGACCAUGGUGGCUCUUUGCCUCUUGAAGGAUUACGACCUUAAUAGCAGGAUAAUACAAAAAGCUAUUCAGGAGAUGGGAGGUCUGGAAAUCUUGGUCAAUCUACUCGAAACGAAAGAUUUAAAGUGUCAAAAUGGUUCUUUGACAGCCUUACUUCAGAUUGCAACUUGCACGGAAAUGCGACGAUAUCUAAUUGAUCUUGGUAUUGUCACACCAUUAAUUGAUAUGUUGAGGCAUCCAGCUAGAGAUAUCCAGGUUCUGGCUACUGAAACCAUGGCUAUCAUUGCGCGAAUUAGAAAAGCAAGGAAACAAAUACGUGUUCGUGGUGGCAUACCGCUCAUUUUGGACGUGAUGGAUAUACCAGACAUAACUUUAAAACGAUCUUAUGAUGAUUUAUCCGAAACUAAUAAAGAGCUACUCGCAGUUGCAAUUGGUUGUGCCAAAGUUUUGGAUUCCUUAAGCAGCAGCCCAAAGGUGAAAGAACAGCUUCAUAAACAUGGAGUGGUAAAGAUCAUGGAACGUUUUUUGAAGUCUGGACAUACUUCUUUGGUAAUACCCAUGAUGGGUGCCGUUCAACAGUGUGCGACUCUGGAAGCAUUUCAAAAGUCAUUUGAACAAACGGACAUUAUGCCUGAUGUUGUACGGCACUUAAAAAAGACCGAUAAUAUUAAACUGAAGGAAAAUUGCGCACUAGCUAUAUUUCAUUGUGGUGUCAACAAAGUUGCAAGAGAUAUAGUUCGAGAAGCAUCUGGUCUGGAUAUGCUGUGCAAGCUUUUGCAGGACAAAGAAGUCUGCGCAAAUAAGCGUUUGCUAGCCGCGGUUACAGGCGGAAUUUGGAAAUGUGCGGCGAGCGCAGAAAAUAUAUUGAGGUUUAAUCAGAACGGUUUAGUCGCACUGCUGGUGCCAUUUUUAGAAGAGCAUGAGGAUGAGAACGUACUGGCGCACGUAGUAGGAGCAUUAGCUGAAUGUUGCAAAGAUACUACUAACAGGGAUAUUCUGAGAAUCAACGAAGGUUUACCAAAGUUGAUAAAAUUGUUGAGUUCAACGUAUGAACCUUUGCUGGAAAACAUACCAAUGGUGAUUAAAGAAUGCGCGCAAAAUGAACAAUGUAUGGAUAUUAUUAACGAUCCUGAACACAUUUUGGACGGAGUCCGCUUGGUCUGGUCGCUUUUGAAACAUCCCAGUGAUGCGAUCAAAAGAAAUGCUUGUCUCGCAUUAGUUCCAUGUAUCAAAUACGCCAAGGACUCUCCUGAAAUGGUACGUGCAUUCGUAGGUGGAUUGGAGUUAACAGUUAGCCUUCUUCAAAGCAAAGACACAAAAGUGCUGAGUGCUGUAUGCGCUACAAUUGCUCAAAUUGCUAAAGAUCCAGAAAAUCUGGGUAUUCUUAGUGAUCAUGGGGUGGUGGAGGAAUUAUCAAACCUAGUAGAAACGGAAGAUGAAUGUUUACGUGCAAAUUUGACUUUAGCAAUAGCUUAUUGCAGUGAAUGGGAAGAAAAUAGUUAUAAAUUUGGUCAACUGAAAGCAGUCGGACCACUCAUUAACUACAUGACGAGUAAAAAUAAAGACGUUCUCAGAGGAGUUUGUAUAGCUGCGUAUCAUUUAAGCAAAGAUCCUUCGAACUGUAUUACUAUGCAUUCUUAUGGAAUCAUAAAGCAUGUACUACGGUUGGUUGGAUCAGAUGACCCAGAAGUGCAAAUCGCUGCUGCAUCCACAAUUCGAAACAUCAGAAAACUUGCAUUAACAGCUGAGAAACUACACUUUAAAGAAAUAAAAACACUGGAAGAAACAGAUUUCCUUUUGUAAUGCAGUGCUUCUUCACAUAUUUAACAGAACAAUAAAGUUCAACUGAAGAAAACAUAACGAAAACAUCUUUAUUGAACCAAAUCACUAUGAUAUUAAUAAAUACGAUUGAUUUUUUUCACCAACAUAUUUAUGCUCGAGUAUAAAAUAACAAAACAAAUAAAAUAUUAUAACAAGUGGUUUAAAUGUUAUAUAUUAUCAACGUGACUAUUGUAUUACUUUGUAUUGCUUUUGUAUUAGCAAUUUGUAUUACUUUUUCAAUAGUCUUAUCACAACAUUUUUUUGUACUUAUUUUGUACUGCAUUUAGAACAUUUAUCUCACUUUGUACUACAUUUUACUAUUGUAUCAGAUCUUUGAUGAUCCUUCC
Molecule: messenger RNA, 2887 nt
Organism: Megachile rotundata (alfalfa leafcutting bee)
Lineage: Eukaryota; Metazoa; Arthropoda; Insecta; Hymenoptera; Megachilidae
Gene: gudu
Product: Armadillo repeat-containing protein gudu
Molecular function (GO): protein binding
Source: RefSeq, a predicted model, not a curated record